UUCACUGUUAUUUUUAUUGUUAUUUUUAUUUAAUUUAUCACUGUUAUGUUAUUAUUGUUAAGACUAAACUAAAAUAAAAACAUUUUUGCCUUGGAAAGUAACUCAAAUAAAUUGAAGCACUGUAAUUACAAGUGGAAAUAAAACAAAACUGAAAAAAGAGAAAAAGAAACAUGCAGACAAACAAAAAAGAAGCUAAUGAAAAUGCACACAACAAAUCCUAAAUAAAAACUUAAAAGACAUAAAAGCGCAAAAUUUGGAAUGAAAACUAUAAUAAAUAUGAAAGUAUAUAAAUACUUCUAAAAAACCAGCACUGUAUGAGAUCAAAACGAGACCUCAAACUGAAUUUCUAGAUGUAUAAGGAUGCUAUGGAACUGAAAAACUGCAUGCCAAUCAUUUUUAGGGUAGGAGUGGAACUUUAAUCUUUCUUUCCGGAUGAUUUUAUUGUUGUGAUUUAUUUUUUUAUUUUUUUACUUUAUUGUUUUAGAUGACUUCCUCCAUCAGGUCUUUAAAACAAGUAUAGGUCUCUGCAGGAAAGUAAUGGGAGUUACGAGAUCAAGGUGUUUUUACACUAUGAUACCUGAUUAGUUGAUGUAAUAGUGACGUUAGGUUUAGGGGUGGGGUUGGGUAAGGGGGAACAUUUAGAUUGUAUGAUUCAGAAACACCCAGCAGUUUCAAAACACCCACAUGGUGAUAAACGCCCACUUUUGCUCUGCAGAGACCUAAGUCUCCUUUAAAAAGGUAGUGCAGUGAUCAGUUGUCAGGUCUCAUCCAGCAUCAUCAUGUCUGUGUCUGCUCUGCUCUCAGCUCUGCUGCUGCUGGCAUCCACAGCCUCAGCCUCACACUUCUAUGGAGGAUCAAUGUCCUUCAACUCCAGAAAGAACACUGAUGGCACCUAUAGUGUGGAUAUCCGCUUCAAGGAGGCCUAUCAUAGCUGUUAUGCAGCUGACUCCUGGACGUGCAGGUCUGGAAAUUGUGGCAAUAGAACCUCUUUUGUGGGUGGUCAAGUGGACACCAGUCCCAAUGGUGGUAGCUGGUGCCAGACUGAGGCAGUGGUGAAAAGAACCGUCCCCAACAAUAGCCCAUUUCAGCUGCAACAAAGUGGUUGCUGCUGGAUCUAUACCUUUUAUGACAUGUAUGGUGGAAACUGGGGACUUCUCACACAUAUUGACCUCGGAGAGAGAUCUGACACCUCUAAACCCAACACAUCUCCAGUCGCUACCACUCUUCCCAUUGUAAGAGUUCCUCAGAACUGCGCCAGGAACUACAAUCUUUUGUCCUGUGAUCCAGAUAAAGACAAGGUCAGGUGUAGAUAUGGAAAUAGUUCAGCAAAUGAGUGUGGAAUAUGCCACCAACCUGCAGGAUUCAAUUUGGACCAGAGCACCUGUACUCUGUCAAACUUUGUCAAUGGUUCACGUGGUUUUUAUGCAUUCGAGCUGGUCAUGGAAGACUAUCCCACCCAGAACAUAACUCUAAACUACACUGCCAUGGCCGCGGUGGUCAGAUCUCCCUUCAUUAAUUCAUCUUCCAAUCCACCAUUGAGCAAAAUACCUCUCCAGUUCGCAGUAGAAGUGGAAGCUCCUGCACCAUCUUGCAUCGAGGGUGAAUAUCUACCUCGGUUCAUCCACCCAACACCUAAUCAGGGAGAACAUCUACAGGCUCGUGUCAAUCAGGAGCUAGAGAUCAGAGUAAAGGCUACUGCAACCUUCUCAAGGAUCAGUGAUAUGGUCUUUAGUGGACCUCUGAAUAGCACAAAGGAGACCACCACCACUGAGGAGUAUGUGAUCAACUGGACACCAACGUCAGAGAAUUAUGGCCAACAUUUUCCAAUUUGCUUCAUUGCAGAGGGGCAAAAUGGGUCCAGGAACUAUCAAUCUGAGAUGAGGUGUGUAAUUGUUGUGGUGGAGGCUGCAGGUCCAAGAGCACAAGUGACCUGUACUAAGGACAAAAUGUCAGUGUCAAUAGAAAGAGCCACUAUUUCGGGCCUUCAUGGAGAUCACUUGCGGCUGAACAACAAUGCUUCCUGUGCAGUUUCUUCCAACGAGACGCAUGUGUUUACAACUUUCUCUCUAAGCGGAUGCGGUACUCAGAUUGAAGAGACUGAUGAACAUAUUUCCUUCAAGAACACAAUCGUUACCUAUGAUAAUCCAAACCACAUCAUAACCAGGAAAAAUUUAUUCAAAAUUGAAGUUAUGUGCAAAUACCAGAAAAAGAGCAGCAUCACCACGAGGUUUGAUGCUCACAGGCCAGCCGUCAACUUCACAGAGAGAGGAUUCGGCUCAUUCAGCUAUCAGUUUGAGUUUUAUCAGUCUGGUUCCUUCAUAAACAAAAGAAAUCCCAGCAGCUACCCACUGGAUUACAACGUUGGAGAAAGGAUCUACAUGGAGAUCGCCCCUGUCAGUGUCAUACAAAACACCGAGGUCUUCCUUGAGUCCUGUGUAGCUACACCCUAUGAUAAUCCUAAUUAUCCCAUCUCUUAUCCCAUCAUCACAAACGGAUGUGGGGUUGAUGAAACUGUUAUCAUCCACACAUUUCACCAGCCCAGUGUAAAGUUCAGUUUGGAGGCUUUCAAGUUCAUUGGACAAUAUGACCAGGUGUUUAUCAGCUGCUUCAUUAUGAUAUGUGAAGCUAACAAUCCCAACACACGUUGCACUAAGGGAUGCACCAAUGGCACACAGGUUGCACCACCCUCACAUGUUCACAAAAGAGAAGCAGCCAUCCAGACUGACAUCCACUUCAUCUCCCAGGGACCACUGCGGCUGAAGAGGAGUGCAUCAUUUUCUGAUGCCAUCAGCCAAAGCUUGAACAUGAACCUUGUUUCCGUGGCCGGGUGUGUCGUAUCAGUAGUUUCCAUGGUGUGUGGAAUGAUGGUCUACAAAUCCAGGGGAUCAAAGGUCAACUACCAACUUCUGAAAUCAGAUGAGAUUUAAUCAGAUCGGUUCAGACUACAAUGAAAUUAUGGCAAACAGCUAAUUAACAUAUUUUGGUGGCAUGUAUUUCUACAGUUUCUUCAAAAAAUAUUUUUUGGUUUGGGAAUAUUGCAACAAACUUUUGUUCGGCCUUUUAUGUAUGAUUAAUUGUCUCUUUGUGAACUGCUUGUGGUGUUUACAUGUAUUCUAAUAUAUUAAAUGCACUGAAUAAAAACGGAUAAAUAUA
This is a messenger RNA of Carassius gibelio (silver crucian carp), 3153 nucleotides long. RefSeq lists its product as uncharacterized. The transcript has 13 exons. The record is from RefSeq and is a predicted model, not a curated record. Bases 780 to 2927 code for a protein of 715 amino acids. Lineage: Eukaryota; Metazoa; Chordata; Actinopteri; Cypriniformes; Cyprinidae.